AUGGCUUUGUCUAAGCGCAUUAUCAAGGAGACGGAACGUCUGAUGGCUGAACCGGUUCCUGGCAUUAAUGCUGUUCCUCACGAAGAUAACCUGCGUUACUUCGAUGUCUCUAUCCACGGCCCUGCCCAGUCCCCAUAUGAAGGUGGAAUCUUCCGUCUUGAAUUGUUUUUGCCUGAUGAUUACCCUAUGGUUCCUCCUAAGAUCCGCUUCCUAACUAAGAUCUAUCACCCCAACAUUGAUCGUCUGGGCCGCAUUUGUCUGGAUGUGUUGAAGAACAACUGGUCCCCCGCUCUCCAGAUCCGUACAAUCCUUCUCUCGAUCCAAGCCCUCCUUGGAGCCCCGAACCCCGAUGACCCUCUUGCCAACGAUGUUGCUCAGCGAUGGAAGGAGGAUGAACCCGCCGCCAUCCAGACAGCAAAGGAGUGGACCCGAACCCACGCCAUGACCUAG
This is a messenger RNA of Penicillium taxi, 450 nucleotides long. Its product is annotated as E2 ubiquitin-conjugating protein UBC13. The record is from RefSeq and is a predicted model, not a curated record. Bases 1 to 450 code for a protein of 149 amino acids. Gene Ontology annotation, biological process: protein K63-linked ubiquitination; DNA damage tolerance. Gene Ontology annotation, molecular function: ubiquitin conjugating enzyme activity. Gene Ontology annotation, cellular component: nucleus. NCBI's taxonomy places the organism in Eukaryota, Fungi, Ascomycota, Eurotiomycetes, Eurotiales, Aspergillaceae. The transcript is spliced from 4 exons.